UGAAUGCGGGGUCCAGGGAGAGUGGAUAUAGGGAAUGCGGGGUCCGGCGAGAGCGGAUAUAGUGAAUGCGGGGUCCGGGGAGAGCGGAUUUAGUGAAUGCGGGGUCUGGGGAGAGCGGAUAUAGUGAAUGCAGGGUCCAGCGAGAGCUGAUAUAGUGAAUGCAGGGUCCGGGGAGAGCGGAUAUAGUGAAUGCAGGAUCCGGAAAAAGCAGAUAUAGUGAAUGCAGGGUCCGGGGAGACUGGGAUAUAGUGAAUGCAGGGUCCAGGGAGACUAAAGAUAUAGUGAAUGCAGGGUCCGGGGAGACUAGAUAUAGUGAAUGCAGGGGUCCGUGGAGAGCGGAUAUAGUGAAUGCAGGGUCAGGGGAGACCAGAUAUAGUGAAUGCAGGGUCCGGGGAGACCAGAUAUAGUGAAUGCAGGGUCCGGGG
This is a messenger RNA of Staurois parvus, 425 nucleotides long. Lineage: Eukaryota; Metazoa; Chordata; Amphibia; Anura; Ranidae. The record is from the annotation of a GenBank genome assembly.